AACGCCGCCAUAUUGCCCCGCUCCCAUGGCAACGCCGCCAUCUUGCCCCGCCCCGUUCCCAUGGCAACGCCGCCAUAUUGUCCCGCCCCCGUUCCUAUGGCAACGCCGUCGUCUUGCCCCGCCUCGUUUCCAUGGCAACGCCGCCAUGUUACCCCGCCCCCCGUUCUCAUAGCAACGCCGCCAUAUUGCCCCGGCCCGUUCCCAUGGCAACGCCGCCCUAAUCCCGUUCCCAUGGCAACCCCCCUUUGCCCCACCCCGUUCCCAUGGUAACGCCGUCAUCUUGUCCCCCGUUGCCGUGGUAACCACUCCUCCUUUUCUCCCUCUCGUUGCCAUGGCAACGGGCAGUGGGCGCGGCUCUCCCCGCCAAUCGCUGCUCUUUCUGCGUUACGCCCCGCCCCGGACGUGACGUUGGCGGAAGCGGCGGCGCUUCCGGCGCGGCGGCGAUGGCGAAGCUGCUGAGCUGCGUGCUGGGCCCGCGGCUCUACCGGGUCCAUCGGCCCCGCGCGCCCGCCAGGGCCGGGGGGGACCCGGGGGGGCCGCAGGGGGCCGGGGCAGCCCCCGGGGACCCGGCCUGGGACUCGUACUACCAACCGCGGGGGCUGGAGAAGCACACGGACAGCGUCCUGGCGCUGGCCUCGGUGCUCUGGUCCAUCUCGUACUACGCGUCCCCCCUGGCCGUCUUCUACCUCUACCGGAAAGGUCUGCUGACCAUGUCCCGGGUGGUGCCCCUGUCCCACUGUGCGGCCACGCUGGGGCUGCUGCUGGCGGGGGUCGCCUGUCUGCGAGGGCUGGGCCGCUGGAGCAACCCCCAAUACCUGGAGUUCAUCGCGGCCCUCGAGGAGAGCCACAGGACGGGCACCCCCGAGGCCAAGCGCAAACUGGGCCUCUACACCUUCGACUUCCGCAGCUGGCCCGUGGAUUUCCGCUGGGACAGCGCCGGCCCCGCCUGGUCAGAGCCCCAAAAUCCCCCCUGGGACCACCCUGGGACCCCUCCCAGCACCCCAAAACACCCCUGGGACCCACAGAGACCCCUCCCAGCACCCCAAAACCCCACUGGGACCACCCUGGGAACCCCCUGGGAGCCCCCAAACCCAGCAGGGACCUUCCCAGCACCCCAAAACACCCCUGGGAACCCCCUGGGAACCCCCUGGGACCCCAGGGUUCCCGGCGGUGCCGCUGCUCAAAGUGCCCCCCCGGCCCGGGGGUCCCGAGGGCUCCUCGGGGCCCUCCGGAAGCUGCCCUGCGCCAUCGCCAGGCUGGUGCUGGCGCACACGCUGGGCCGGCGGAUGCUGUUCCCGGGCUCGGUGCGGCUGCUGCAGCGAGCGCUGCUGCCCAACCUGCUGCAGGGGCAGGCCCGGCUCGUGGAGCAGGUCAGACCCCUCCCCAGAUAAACCUGAGCCCCCCUGAGACCCCUGAACACACCCCUGAACCCACAGAACCCACCCCUGAACCCACAACCCAACUCCCCAACCCAACCUGCUGC
This is a messenger RNA of Myiozetetes cayanensis, 1483 nucleotides long. It is a transcript of the gene ABHD16A, whose product is annotated as abhydrolase domain containing 16A, phospholipase. NCBI's taxonomy places the organism in Eukaryota, Metazoa, Chordata, Aves, Passeriformes, Tyrannidae. Bases 444 to 1391 code for a protein of 315 amino acids. The transcript is spliced from 10 exons. The record is from RefSeq and is a predicted model, not a curated record.